UUGGGUUUCUUUUUCCGUCGCGCGCCAUCGGAAGGUCCCCAUCGAGAGGGCUAAUGGCGGAUGCCGGCGUUUUGGAGUUGGCGGUGGCUUAGACUUGAAGGGAGUCAGCAUCCGUUGGAUAUCUACGCCAUCCUUCCCGCUGCAGGCUUAACUUAGUACUAUCGGUGUAACCAAGACCUAGUGUUCUGGGUAGCACAGUUUUGCCACCACCAUGUUCCUGUAUAACUUGACCUUGCAACGAGCCACUGGCAUUAGCUUUGCCAUUCAUGGCAACUUCUCUGGAACCAAACAACAGGAAAUUGUUGUUUCCCGUGGGAAGAUCUUGGAGCUGCUUCGUCCAGAUCCCAAUACUGGCAAAGUACACACUCUUCUCACUGUGGAAGUGUUUGGUGUUAUCCGAUCGCUCAUGGCCUUUAGGCUUACAGGUGGUACCAAAGACUACAUUGUAGUUGGCAGUGACUCAGGUCGGAUUGUUAUCUUGGAAUACCAGCCGUCUAAGAAUAUGUUUGAGAAAAUUCAUCAAGAAACCUUUGGCAAGAGUGGGUGCCGCCGCAUCGUACCUGGCCAGUUCUUAGCUGUGGAUCCCAAAGGGCGAGCCGUUAUGAUUAGUGCUAUUGAGAAACAGAAAUUGGUGUAUAUUUUGAACAGAGAUGCUGCAGCCCGUCUUACCAUUUCAUCUCCCUUGGAGGCCCACAAAGCGAACACUUUAGUAUAUCAUGUGGUUGGAGUAGAUGUGGGAUUUGAAAACCCGAUGUUUGCUUGUCUGGAAAUGGACUAUGAGGAAGCAGACAAUGAUCCAACAGGAGAAGCAGCUGCUAAUACCCAGCAGACACUAACUUUCUAUGAGCUAGACCUUGGUUUAAAUCAUGUGGUCCGAAAAUACAGUGAACCUUUGGAAGAACAUGGCAACUUCCUUAUUACAGUUCCAGGAGGGUCAGAUGGUCCAAGUGGAGUACUGAUUUGCUCUGAAAACUAUAUCACCUACAAGAACUUUGGUGAUCAGCCUGAUAUCCGAUGUCCAAUUCCUAGGAGACGGAAUGACCUGGAUGACCCUGAAAGAGGAAUGAUUUUUGUCUGCUCUGCCACCCAUAAGACCAAAUCGAUGUUCUUCUUUUUGGCCCAAACUGAGCAGGGUGAUAUCUUCAAGAUCACUUUGGAAACAGAUGAAGAUAUGGUAACUGAGAUACGGCUCAAGUAUUUUGAUACUGUGCCUGUUGCUGCGGCCAUGUGUGUGCUUAAAACAGGCUUCCUUUUUGUAGCAUCAGAAUUUGGAAACCAUUACUUAUAUCAAAUUGCACAUCUUGGAGAUGAUGAUGAAGAACCUGAGUUUUCUUCUGCUAUGCCUCUGGAAGAAGGAGACACCUUCUUUUUUCAGCCAAGACCACUCAAAAACCUUGUGCUGGUUGAUGAGUUGGAUAGCCUCUCUCCCAUUCUGUUUUGCCAGAUAGCUGAUUUGGCCAAUGAAGAUACCCCUCAGCUGUAUGUGGCCUGUGGUAGGGGACCCCGGUCAUCUCUGAGAGUUUUAAGGCAUGGACUGGAGGUGUCAGAAAUGGCUGUUUCUGAGCUACCCGGUAACCCCAAUGCUGUCUGGACAGUGCGUCGGCACAUAGAAGAUGAGUUUGAUGCUUAUAUCAUUGUGUCUUUCGUGAAUGCCACUCUUGUGCUAUCCAUUGGAGAGACUGUGGAAGAAGUGACUGAUUCGGGAUUUCUGGGCACCACCCCAACCUUGUCCUGCUCCUUACUGGGAGAUGAUGCCCUGGUGCAGGUGUACCCAGAUGGCAUUCGGCACAUACGGGCAGACAAGAGAGUCAACGAGUGGAAGACUCCUGGAAAGAAGACAAUUGUGAAGUGUGCGGUGAACCAGCGACAAGUGGUGAUUGCCCUGACAGGAGGAGAGCUGGUCUAUUUUGAGAUGGAUCCUUCAGGACAGCUGAAUGAGUACACAGAACGGAAAGAGAUGUCAGCAGAUGUGGUGUGCAUGAGUCUGGCCAAUGUGCCUCCUGGAGAACAGCGGUCUCGUUUCCUGGCUGUGGGACUGGUAGACAAUACUGUCCGAAUUAUCUCCCUGGACCCCUCGGACUGUUUGCAACCUCUGAGCAUGCAGGCUCUCCCAGCCCAGCCUGAGUCCUUGUGUAUUGUGGAAAUGGGGGGAACGGAGAAGCAGGAUGAGCUGGGUGAGAGGGGCUCUAUUGGAUUCCUAUACUUGAAUAUUGGGCUACAGAAUGGUGUGCUGCUGAGAACUGUCCUGGACCCUGUCACUGGAGAUCUCUCUGACACUCGCACUAGGUACUUGGGGUCCCGUCCUGUGAAGCUGUUUCGUGUUCGGAUGCAAGGCCAAGAAGCUGUAUUGGCCAUGUCAAGCCGCUCAUGGUUGAGUUAUUCUUACCAGUCUCGCUUCCAUCUGACUCCUCUGUCUUAUGAGACCCUGGAAUUUGCAUCAGGCUUUGCAUCUGAACAGUGUCCAGAGGGUAUUGUGGCCAUCUCCACAAAUACCCUGAGGAUUUUGGCGCUGGAGAAGCUUGGUGCUGUCUUCAAUCAAGUAGCCUUUCCACUGCAGUACACCCCCAGGAAAUUUGUCAUCCAUCCUGAGAGUAACAACCUUAUCAUCAUUGAGACAGACCACAAUGCCUACACUGAGGCCACAAAAGCUCAGAGGAAGCAGCAGAUGGCGGAGGAGAUGGUGGAAGCAGCAGGGGAGGAUGAGCGGGAGCUGGCUGCGGAGAUGGCAGCAGCAUUCCUCAAUGAAAACCUGCCGGAAUCCAUUUUUGGAGCUCCCAAAGCUGGCAAUGGCCAGUGGGCAUCUGUGAUCCGAGUGAUGAAUCCUAUUCAGGGGAACACCCUGGACCUUGUCCAGCUGGAACAGAAUGAAGCAGCCUUUAGUGUGGCUGUGUGCAGGUUCUCCAACACUGGUGAAGACUGGUAUGUGCUGGUGGGUGUGGCCAAGGACCUGAUUCUGAACCCAAGAUCUGUGGCAGGAGGCUUUGUCUAUACUUACAAACUUGUUAACAAUGGAGAAAAAUUGGAGUUUUUGCACAAGACCCCGGUGGAAGAAGUCCCUGCUGCCAUUGCCCCAUUCCAGGGAAGGGUGUUGAUUGGUGUGGGGAAGCUUUUACGAGUCUAUGACCUGGGGAAGAAGAAAUUACUCCGAAAGUGUGAGAAUAAGCAUAUUGCCAACUAUAUAUCUGGGAUCCAGACUAUUGGGCACAGAGUAAUUGUGUCUGAUGUUCAAGAAAGUUUCAUCUGGGUGCGCUACAAGCGCAAUGAGAACCAGCUCAUCAUCUUCGCCGAUGACACCUAUCCCCGAUGGGUCACCACAGCUAGCCUCCUUGACUACGACACUGUGGCUGGUGCAGACAAAUUUGGCAACAUUUGUGUGGUGAGACUCCCACCUAACACCAAUGAUGAAGUGGAUGAGGAUCCUACAGGAAACAAAGCCCUGUGGGACCGGGGCUUGCUCAAUGGGGCCUCACAAAAGGCAGAGGUGAUCAUGAACUACCAUGUUGGGGAGACAGUGCUGUCAUUACAGAAGACCACACUGAUCCCUGGAGGCUCAGAGUCACUUGUCUAUACCACUUUAUCUGGAGGAAUUGGCAUCCUUGUUCCAUUCACAUCCCAUGAAGACCAUGACUUCUUCCAGCAUGUUGAAAUGCACCUGCGGUCUGAGCAUCCCCCUCUCUGUGGACGGGACCACCUAAGCUUUCGUUCCUAUUACUUCCCUGUAAAGAAUGUGAUUGAUGGAGACCUCUGUGAGCAGUUCAAUUCCAUGGAGCCCAACAAACAAAAGAAUGUCUCUGAGGAACUGGACCGAACUCCACCUGAGGUGUCUAAGAAGCUUGAGGACAUCCGGACCCGUUACGCCUUCUGAGCCCUUCCUUGCUGUAUAUGUGGGGCUGCCAAGAGACUUUGUAUUUUCUUUUUCCUGUCGCCACAACCACCACCACCACCUCGCUUCUGCCAUAUGGCAGGAGAAAGGUGACAGGAGAAUUAAUUAAGACUUUGCCGUUAAAACCAACAGCUUUUUCCCCCCUCAUGUCUUCCCUUGGAAUGACUGGUUCACCCUUAAAAUUGGCAUUGAGAUUUAUUGCACUUCUCCCUGCCUAGUACAUGAUACAUCUGGGUUCUAGUGUGGAACAUGUUGUUCCCUCUUCCUCAAGGCCAUCCUUGCAUCUGCCUUUUGUCUACUUUUGUACACAUGCCUAAUUUUUAACUGGUUUUCCUGUAAAUAGAGUUUUGUACAAUGUCCUUUGUGGAAGGGAGGGAGGCACACAUUGGUGGGAACCAGGUUGGAUAUAGUAUUGCUCUUGAGUUCUUCCACUCUAGGACCUACCCAGAAAUACAAACCUAGUUUUUAAGGUG
Molecule: messenger RNA, 4356 nt
Organism: Oryctolagus cuniculus (rabbit)
Lineage: Eukaryota; Metazoa; Chordata; Mammalia; Lagomorpha; Leporidae
Gene: SF3B3
Product: splicing factor 3b subunit 3
Cellular component (GO): nucleus
Molecular function (GO): nucleic acid binding; protein binding
Source: RefSeq, a predicted model, not a curated record